Molecule: messenger RNA, 591 nt
Organism: Fusarium vanettenii 77-13-4
Lineage: Eukaryota; Fungi; Ascomycota; Sordariomycetes; Hypocreales; Nectriaceae
Exons: 2
Coding region: 86-325 (79 amino acids)
Source: RefSeq, a predicted model, not a curated record
ACUCAAGCAAAGCAACCUCUCGCUCAAACAAAACACUCGCUUUUCACCUUGAACCACCUUCUUCUACAAAAACAAAACCGUCAUCAUGAAGGUCACCGCCGUCUUCGUUACCGCUCUCGCCACCCUCGGCGCUGCCUCUCCCGCCAAGGGCUGCACUCCCGGAACCUACUCUUGCACUGGCGACCUCAAGGGCUGGCAGGUCUGCGAUGUCACCCGCAACUGGGUCUUCGCUGGCAUCUGCCCUCCCAAGACCGGCUGCGUCUUCUACAAGCCCAGCAACAGCCCCUACUGCGUUCCCCCAGGCUUCAAGUUCCCCCAGAACUAGACGCGCCCACUCUUAAGACGAGGAUAGCCAUUGGAGCUGCAGUCUCCUCGAAAUUGUCUCCCCUAUCCUGAUCGUCAAGAUGGAAACUGAAUCGUUUGGGUAUGGGUUUGGGUUCUGGUACAUGAUUUACUUGCUUCAUGCUUGCAUGAGUUACGAUCCUUUUUAUGUGCUUAAUUCGAUAUAUGGAACAUACACAUACAUGAGACUGGGGCUUCAAGUCGGAUUAGAUAGGUAGCAUAGCGUCCGCAAAUCUACCACAGUACCCC